Molecule: messenger RNA, 1519 nt
Organism: Schistocerca americana (American grasshopper)
Lineage: Eukaryota; Metazoa; Arthropoda; Insecta; Orthoptera; Acrididae
Product: neuroligin-4, X-linked-like
Exons: 11
Coding region: 77-1519 (480 amino acids)
Source: RefSeq, a predicted model, not a curated record
CGUCACUUUCACGCCAAAGUAGAGUGGUCCUCCGGAUAGCAGUCGCUUCAGAGCCCUCCAGCGAGUAACUGCGAAAAUGAGAGCGAUGACUGGUCUGGGAAGCCUGCUGCUACUUGCGGUGUUGGGGACGGCCUGUGCCCAAGACUUCACUGUGAAGGUUAACGUGACCGGCGUGGGAAUGCUCGGUGGCUCCUUAGCCUGGACCAAGCGCCAGAAUCGAACCAUCUACCAGUUCCUGGGCGUGCCCUACGCCAACGUCACCACCAGGUUCCAGGAGCCGUCGCAACCGGUGAACUGGACUGGAACGAGGAACGCCACAGCCUACGGCCCGGCCUGUGUACAGUUCUUCUCUUCCGGAAGCUCCAGCCUACGCCAUCCCGCAGCUGACGUCGACCCCGUGCUGGUAGCGGCGGCGGCGAUGGCGACUCCGCUCAGCCAGAGCGAAUACUGCCUCACCAUGGACAUCUACUCGCCGAAUAUGACGGCGAAGCUGCCGGUGCUGGUGUACGUGCACGGUGGGGCGUUCGUGGGCGGCUCCUCGCAGCAGGUGCAGCCCCACUUCCUGCUCGACCACGACAUCGUGCUGGUGGCGCCGCAGUACCGGCUCGGCCCGCUCGGUUUCCUGAGCCUGCAGACGGACGACGUUCCCGGCAACGCCGGCCUCAUGGACCAGCUGGCGGCGCUGCAGUGGGUCCACGACCACAUCAGCCAGUUCGGUGGCGACCCCGCCAAGGUGACGCUGGCCGGCGGCAGCGCCGGCGCCGCUUCAGCAGCGCUGCUGCAGCUCAGCCCACUCUCCAAACCGACCACUGGAGCGCUGUUUCAGCAAGUGUUCCUCGAAAGUGGUUCGGCGCUGGCUCCAUGGUCGGUGGAGGACGAUCCCCUGUCCAGAGCGGCAGUCAUAGCCAACUCCGUUAAAUGCACUAGCACCAACAAGACUCUUCUGGCGGAAUGCCUUCGAAACGCUACCAUCCCUGCACUCAUGAUAGGAUUCGUGCAGAGCGCGAUGGAGGACAUGUUGAGUGGUGGUACGGGCCUGGGAGGCGCUCUGCCCGUGGUGCAGACGAAUAUCACCAAAAAGGCAGUCCUGCAGAAGAAGCCGUUGGAUGCCAUCCGGGCUGCCGACUUCCGCGCCAUGCCCAUGCUUAUGGGCGUGGCCAAGCACGAGGGCAUCAUGCCACUGGCCUUACUGAGGAUCUACAAUGGAAUUGUGAAUAGUACAUACGGAGAGGACUUCUACCAAACGAAAACGGUGAACGACCUGGUGCGACGGGUUAUGAUGAUAGAGGAAAACCGAGUCGCCACCGACGCAGUUGCCGACAAGUACUUCAAACCCGGCACCCUGGACAGCCUGGACGCCAUGAGGCCAAGUCUGAUUGACUUGGCCGGAGCUGUUCACUUCAAAGGGCCUGCCCUCACGACAGUGGAGUUCAACUCUAAAACUGGAAACACGACCUAUUUAUAUUCCUUCAACCAUCAAGACAAGUACAACUACGAUGUGCCCUGCGUUGGUCCAUGA